Larimichthys crocea (large yellow croaker) is the source of this 4918-nucleotide messenger RNA. RefSeq names its product protein tyrosine phosphatase receptor type H. NCBI's taxonomy places the organism in Eukaryota, Metazoa, Chordata, Actinopteri, Sciaenidae. The record is from RefSeq and is a predicted model, not a curated record. The coding region runs from base 242 to 4576 and encodes 1444 amino acids. Gene Ontology annotation, cellular component: signaling receptor complex. Gene Ontology annotation, molecular function: protein binding; protein tyrosine phosphatase activity. Gene Ontology annotation, biological process: peptidyl-tyrosine dephosphorylation involved in inactivation of protein kinase activity. The transcript has 24 exons.
AGGAGAAGCAGCAAUAUACAGAGUCACUUGCCAAUAUGACAGGGUUACAGAAGGAGGACAUGGUAAAGAAUUAAAAGUCAACACGAGUGGAAUUCAGUUAACAUUGGACUAUCAGCCUGAAGUGUUGUUGUCUUUGUCAACACAACCGCGGCAGUGCUGGAAACAGCAAGUUCAUCACAGGGACAACAAAGGAAUUUAACAAGUUAAUAGUAUGAGUGUAGCUUAACAAUUUGCAGCAGCGAUGAAGUCUUCAUAUUUCAAAACCACCUCAGACUGCUUUCUGUUGUGUGUCUUCCUGCUUCUGUGGGUCGGAGGUGAGACAGUCUCUAACUCCACCACAAAUUCAACAGAAGGAAAAGUGACAACAGCACCAGUAACCACUCUACUGUCAACCCGUUUAACAACAAAAUCACCUCCUCCUAAUGCCGAGGACUUCAAAUCAAUUGGACAAAGCGAGUCCAGUAUAACUCUGCAGUGGGGCAGAGUGGAAGAUUUCCUCAAUUAUACGCUUAGGUACAAUGAAAUAGAGAGAAAUGUCACCGUAUCAGUAGGAGAUGUAAAUGUGACAGAAACAAUCCAGGAACUCACAAGUGGGACUGAAUACAACUUCACUCUCUACACUGUGUUUGGAAAUGUGAAAAGCAGUGGAGUAAACCUCACUGCAGUCACAGCUCCUUGUGACACAGACACAGUCAAAGCCAUUGACCAAAACGAGACUAGUAUAACUCUGCAGUGGGGCAGAGUGGAAAAUUUCCUCAAUUAUACGCUUAGGUACAAUGAAAUAGAGAGAAAGGUCACUGCAUCAGCAGAAGAUGUAAAUGUGACAGAAACAAUCCAGGAACUCACAAGUGGGACUGAAUACACCUUCACUCUCUACACUGUGUUUGGAAAUGUGAAAAGCAGUGGAGUAAACCUCACUGCAGUCACAGCUCCUCGUGACACAGACACAUUCGAAGCCAUUGACCAAAACGAGACCAGUAUAACUCUGCAGUGGGGCAGAGUGGAAGAUUUCCUCAAUUAUACGCUUAGGUACAAUGAAAUACAGAAAAGUAUCUCUGCAGCAGUAAGAGAUGUAGAUGUGACAGAAACAAUCCAGGGACUCACAGGUGGGACUGAAUACACCUUCACUCUCUACACUGUGUUUAAAAAUGUCAGAAGCAGUGGAGUACACCUCACUAAAGUCACAGAUCUUCCUGAUGCCGAGGACUUCAAAUUAAUUGGACAAAACAAGACCAGCAUAACUCUGCAGUGGAGAAAAGUGGAAGGUUUCCUUAAUUAUACGCUUAGGUAUAAUAAAGAAGAGAGAAAUGUCACUGCAUCAGCACAAGAUGUAAAUGUGACAGAAACAAUCCAGGGACUUACAAAUGGGACUGAAUACACCUUCACUCUCUACACUGUGAAUGGAAGUGCCACUAGCAGCGGAGUAAACCUCACUGCAGUCACAGCUCCUCUUGAUGCCGAGGACUUCAAAUCAAUUGGACAAAACGAGACCAGCAUAACUCUGCAGUGGGGAAGAGUGGGAGAUUUCCUCAAUUAUACGCUUAGGUAUAAUGAAAAAGAGAGAAAUGUCACUGCAUCAGCAGAUGAUGUAAAUGUGACAGAAACAAUCCAGGAACUCACAAGUGGGACUGAAUACACAUUUACUCUCUACACUGUGUUUAAAAAUGUCAGAAGCAGUGGAGUACACCUCACUAAAGUCACAGCUCCUCCUGAUGCAAAGGACUUCGAAUCAAUUGGACAAAACGAGACCAGCAUAACUCUGCAGUGGGAAAAAGUGGAAGGUUUCCUUAAUUAUACGCUUAGGUAUAAUGAAACAGAGAGAAAUGUCACUGCAUCAGCAGAAGAUGUAGAUGUGACAGAAAUAAUCCAGGAACUCACAAGUGGGACUGAAUACACCUUCACUCUCUACACUGUGUUUGAAGAUGCCAUAAGCAGGGGAGUACACCUCACUGCAGUCACAGCUCCUUCUGAUGCCAACGGAUUCAAAUUAAUUGACCAAAACGAGACCAGCAUAACUCUGCAGUGGGGAAAAGUGGGAGAUUUACUCAAUUAUAUGCUUAGGUACAAUGAAACACAGAGAAAUGUCACUGCAUCAGCAGGAGAUGUAAUUGUGACAGAAACAAUCCAGGAACUCACAAGUGGGACUGAAUACACCUUCACUCUCUACACUGUGUUUGGAAAUGUGAAAAGCAUUGGAGUAAACCUCACUGCAGUCACAGCUCCUUCUAUUGUCAACGGAUUCAAAUCAAUUGACCAAAAUGAGACCAGCAUAACUCUGCAGUGGGGAAAAGUGGGAAAUAUACUCAACUAUAUGCUUAGGUACAAUGAAACACAGCGAAAUGUCACUGCAUCAGCAGGAGAUGUAAUUGUGACAGAAACAAUACAGGAACUCACAAGUGGGACUGAAUACACCUUCACUCUCUACACUGUGUUUGGAAAUGUGAAAAGCAGUGGAGUAAACCUCACUGCAGUCACAGCUCCUCGUAACACAGGAAAGUUUCAAGUGAUUGGACAAAACGAGACCAGCAUAACUCUGCAGUGGGGCAGAGUGGAAGAUUUCCUCAAUUAUACCCUUAGGUACAAUGAAAUAGAGAGAAAUGUCACUGCAUCAGCAGAUGAUGUAAAUGUGACAGAAACAAUCCAGGAACUUACAAGUGGGACUAAAUACACCUUCACUCUCUACACUGUGUUUGGAAAUGUGAAAAGCAGCGGAGUAGACCUCACUGCAGCCACUGUUCCCUCGAUGGUGGCUUUGGUCACUGUGACUGAAUGCUCUGCAACUCAAAUAACCCUGAAGUGGAAUGUGGAUGUGGAUAAAGAUUGGCGCUACCUUCUCCAAAUGAAUGAGAAGGAUUAUUUUCCAUUACGCUCAAAAAAUUACAAGAAUGUUAUCACAUUCACAGUCUCAUCUCUUAAGCCUGGAACCAGUUAUCCAUUCAGGGUGACCACAAUGUUCUUUGGACUCAACAGCACAGUUUAUAACAACUUUGCAGUAACAGCCAUAAACUGUACCAGCAUACCCUGGCAUGUUACUAACUCAUCGAUCCAAGGAAUGGUUCAAGGCUUGUUUACGAAUGCAAGAGCCAGUAAUAAAUCAGACACUCAUGUCAGUCCUGGAGGGAGCAAAGUGACAUUUACCGGCCUUUACCCUGGUGCAACCUAUGACUUGUUUUUUGAGUAUGAAAACCAUUCCACAUGUGUUCCAAGUUGUAGCAGCCAGGUGACAACCAUUCCUCCGAAUUUAAACGGUCAUUGUGAGAACUGGGCAUCUGGCUAUUCCAUCUAUAUUGAAUGGAAUAAUCCGGAUGGUGUGUGGACUGCAGUCGAGGUGAACGUGGCUGAGAAAACCUUUAAGAAAGAACGUGUGGAACAGCAUAUCAUAAUACCUGGAUUCCAGCCUGCCAAAAAAUAUAAGGUGUCUUUAGCUUCAGUGUCUGGGUCCCUAAGGAGUGAACCAGUUGUUUUUUGGUGUCUUACUGAUGCAAGGGGAGUCAUUGCAGGGUCAGUAUUUGCUGUGCUACUCUUUGUUGCCUUGGUCUGUCUGCUUGUCAUCUUUUUGCUCAAAAGACCAGAUAUUAUCAGCAGAAAAAAGUCCUUCAUUAGUGGUUCCAAACAGGCUAAUAAAAAGUCCAAAGCUAUUUCUGUCGCAAACUUCCCAGACCACUUCAAACAACUAAGUGGGGACGAGAACAGGGGUUUCAGCCAGGAAUAUGAGAACCUCAGUACUGUUGGCACGGAGCAGACACGAAAAGAAGCGGAGCGACUUGACAACAAACCAAAGAAUCGUUUCAACAAUGUCCUGCCAUAUGACUGGUGUCGUGUGAAGCUAACAACAUCAAAUCCCAAUGAGCCCUCCGACUACAUCAAUGCCAAUUACAUGCCAGGUUACAACAGCAACAGAGAGUACAUUGCAGCCCAGGGUCCUCUGCCCACCACAGUCAAUGAUUUCUGGAGGAUGAUCUGGGAACAAAAAGUUAAUGGAAUCGCCAUGGUAACCAACUGCACUGAAGGGGGAAGGACUAAGUGUGAACAAUACUGGCCUGCAGACAAUGAGCCUCGUCUUUAUGGAAGGCUGUCGGUCACCAUGAAUUCGGAGCAGCAAGAGGCCUACUGGACAUUGAGGGAAUUUAGAGUGAAACACAUUACCACCUCAGAGGAGCGCACAGUGAGACAUUUUCAUUUCACUGCCUGGCCUGAUCACGGUGUCCCACAGGGCACAGAAUUCCUGAUCCACUUUAGAGGAUUGGUGAGAGAUCACAUACAGACAGAAGGGACUGGAGCACCGACUGUGGUUCACUGCAGUGCUGGAGUGGGGAGGACAGGCACUCUCAUUGCUUUGGAUGUGUUUCUGCAGCAGCUAGAGAAAGAAAAAGCAGUGGGCAUCAACUCCUUUGUGCACAAGAUGAGACAGAGUCGACCAUUAAUGGUGCAAACAGAGUCGCAGUAUGUUUUCCUGCACCAGUGCAUCAUGGACAGUCUGCAGCAGAAUAAGAUGACUGAAGACAACAUAUAUGAGAAUGCAGACAUGAUAUACGAGAAUGCCACUGUACUCCGAGAGUUUAACAGAAAUGCCUGAAACUGUCAGCCCAGCAGUUAGUCUUUUGUGCACCUUCUAAAAACUAAUGUCUAUAUUUUGUUAUUCAACUGUAAAUAUGAAAGAAAUAUAAGAAAUAAGAUAAGUGAAAUUUAAUAAGUGAGUAAAUAUCUAUUAUCUAUAUACAUCUGCUGUACAUGAAAAACACAAUUUUAUUUAACUUAAUCUUUUCUUCCUCUCAUUCGUCAAUGUACUAUUUUUUUCUAUGAUUAUUAUGAGGAAGUAGCACUGAUGAUGAUACAAUCAUGAACAAUAGAAACAAUCAUGAAUGAAAAACACAAUUUUCUAUUUAUAUAAGAAAUAAAAGGUUUUUAUUGACAAACA